Messenger RNA from Mizuhopecten yessoensis (Yesso scallop), 8055 nucleotides. Its product is annotated as protein still life, isoform SIF type 1-like. The transcript is spliced from 24 exons. The record is from RefSeq and is a predicted model, not a curated record. Gene Ontology annotation, molecular function: guanyl-nucleotide exchange factor activity; protein binding. Gene Ontology annotation, cellular component: membrane; synapse. The coding region runs from base 80 to 5113 and encodes 1677 amino acids. Lineage: Eukaryota; Metazoa; Mollusca; Bivalvia; Pectinida; Pectinidae. Gene Ontology annotation, biological process: small GTPase-mediated signal transduction; positive regulation of axonogenesis; activation of GTPase activity.
GUUAUCUUUCCUUUGGUGACCCUCCUCGUAAUACAAUGUACAGCACAUCAGUGUUGGUGUAAAUGCUAAACCAUGAGAUAUGGGGAACAAACUUUGCGGACCCCUCCUGAAAAAAGCAUACAGACACGAAGAUUAUCCCUGGCAUAUACGAAAGGAUUCCCACCUGCUCAGACUCUGGGCAGAGAUAUUCCGGGUACAAGGAGACGGAGAUGGCAUGCGAUGGAAGCGUGUGUCGGAGGAUGUGGUGCCAAUUAACAUAUCUUGUGUGGAGGAUAACCCGGACACAGUGUUCCAGGUGACUGCCUACAACAGACACGUGGAGAAGAUCUUUGAUGUCAAGAUUAUACAGCCAGGGACUAUAAUAUGUCCAGCCACUGAGAGCUUUGUCCAUUGGCGUGACUCUGCGGCCAAAGUCGAGUGGGGCCUCAAUUUCACCACCCCGUCAGAUGCCAAGCGUUUCCGGGACUGCUGCACUAAUCCAGCUCAGAAAUUUUGUAGGAAGGCAUCCUCAGCCAGUUCCCUUCGACUGAGUCCACCAAAGGUAAGAAAUAGGAUAAAGGGCAAAGACACAUCAGUUUCCUCUCCCAACUCACCCGUUCAUCACAACAAGAGAGCCGUGUCAAGUCCAUUUGAGCUUGGCUUCCCUGAGACAUGUGACCAUCUGACAGCAGACAUCGACCUCAGUCAGCCAGAUAAAAAGGAGAAGUCUGCAACUAUUCCUCGGACAGGAGCAGACUCAGAACAGGAUGCACAGUUAUUUAGACCAACAGGAAUUCUAAAACCACCAUCAAGUUCCUCUGUGUAUGAUAAUGUCAGCAACGCUCCAGCAAGGAAAUCCAACGAAACUGAAACAUGUGUUAAUAAUCGGAAAUCCAUGCCCGCAGUGGGCACAACCCAUGUCUCUUUUGUAGUUGAUAACUUGUUACAAAACACUCGACCUGCAUCUGCCAUACAAUUCACAGAACAGUAUUAUCAGACCCAGUAUGACAAUGAAUCUGGCGCUUGUCAGAAAGGAGCAGGUCGGUGCUCGUCUGCUACCUUACCUGCGGGGAUCUCUAAGACAUAUGAAAAUGUACGAAUGGAGACAGCCUUUGUUGGUGACUCUUCAAGGUCAUGUCAAGGUCUGAGUUAUUGUGAUAAGCACGGUGACAGUGUCACAGUUCUGUCACCACAGGCAGUGAAGCCUGGCACAUUGUCUCAGAAAACUUCAUCUUCAGAAUCCCCAGAAUGGCCAUCUCCCCCAGAGCCCCUGACCCCUAUGACCCCUGUAAACCCUAUGUGCAAUGUUGACUUUGAUAGUUCUGUGUUAAAGCGUAUGUUACAGUCCCUUCCAGUUUCUCCUGAAGAAAUAGAUAUUAACAAAGACCAAGGAUUCCAUGAGGAUCCAGUUUUACGUGAUAAUCCAAAGAUUGACAAUCCAGAAAUGUUGAAGCGAGCUAAAAGUUUUACCUCACGGGAUAGGUCAGAGGUCAGGGCAGCAUUUGCAGCCCAGCACAGCAUGAGCAUAGUCCCUAGUCAGGACCGACCCCAGGGUCACCCCAAAGUUGUGUCAACCAAAUCCAAACAGACCAAGCUCCUCAUUGAGAAUGAGCUGCGUCUGCGGAACAAAUGUGCACGGGAGAGUUACGGACGAGACAGCUACCCGGACAGUGGAAUUGGUGGGAUGACGGGAGACACUGCAGGCUCUGUGUGGUCAAGUGACAGCGUCAAGGCCUCCUCCAACAUGACAGGUCUGGAAGUUGGGUCGACAAAGACGGGUGGUUCGUCAGGCGGUAGCAGCCACGGCAGCAGUAGUAGUGGUCGUCACAGUGACAUCAUCAACCAGCUGGGGGAAGGCUCUGACAUCAAACAGUUCAUGUCACCAGAGUUCCUAGAUGAUGAUGGCGCUGAAAGUGAUGACAGCAUACACACAAUGACAGAAGCAGAGUCGCGCAUAUCUCACAAGAAAUUUGGUGCUAUACGAAAGGCAGGGUGGUUGGUGGUGAAGAACUGGCUGACACAGAGGAAGAGGAAGUUGGAGCUGGCACCCAAGAGGAAGUGGAAGCGUUACUGGGUGUGUCUAAAGGGCACCGUGCUACUCUUCUUUGACUGUGACGAGGAAACCUUGAUAGAUGAAAACACAAUCCCAAGGCAUAUUCUAGUCAUUGAAGGGGGGAUAACCCAGGCAGUCCCAGAGCAUCCUAAGAGAGAUAACAUAUUCUCCCUAAGCACUGCCUUCGGUGAUGCCUACCUGUUUCAGGCUCUAUCCCCUACUGAGGUAGACAGCUGGAUUUGUGCUGUACAUUCAGCAUGUGCCUCUGCGUUUGCACGGCAGCAUGGGAAGGACAAUACUCUACGGCUGAUGAAGAGCGAGCUACACAAACUGGAAACCAACAUUGAUGUGGACGUGAAGAUGAAGAAAAUGGCAGAACUCCAGUUGACAGUUGUCAAGGAUCCACGUAGUCGUCAGGCCAUCAUUAAACAGAUCAGCCAAUGGGAAGAGAACCUGGAGAAGCUAUUUAUAGAACAGUACCGCCUGCGAUGUUACAUUUCCUCUCUACAAGGGACAGAACUGCCCAACCCCAAGGUCCUCCUUGCCAGUGCAUCCAAGUCCACUAAGACGACCCUCGGGAGGCUUGGGAUCUUCACUGUGACGUCCUUCCAUGCUCUUGUGUGUGCCAGGAAGCCGCUUGUGGUACCCAACAUCUAUGGCAAAGGUCACCACAAGGGGGGAAUGCUCUCCCCACGGGGGGAUGGCACCUUUAGAUACAACAUAAAGCCAAGCCCUUCAAAGAGCCUCAGUACUGAUGGUGUGUACAAGGCUACAGACUUUGACGAGGUUGUAGCUGAUCUAUACAAGGACAUACCUGAUGGCAUCUCUGACAAGUCAGAAGAAAGCGCCAUAAUGGAAACACUGUCUCGCAUAGCUUUACCUAAUAACCAGAACAUUUUGGUAGGAGUGGACAAGAAGACCUCAGUUCAGCACCUGCUAGAGUCUGUGUGUAGUAAGAGACAGCUCAAUCCCUCAGACCAUUAUGUACGAAUAAAAAUGCCAAACGCGCCGCAAGGAAACUACUAUAUACCAGAUAUGCAAGACAACAUUAAGAAACUGAAAUACGAGUCCAUAGAAGUUUGCCAAAAAAGUGUGUUCCAGCUGGAUCUACAGAAGAGCGACUCGGAUACAGAAUUUGGGUUUGCUGUGGAGGCAGAGCUAGCAGAAGACAUAGAGCGUGACGACGAACUUCGAUUAUAUACCAGCAACGUCCUGCAGGCAGGAAUCGCUCACCGUACAGGUCUAAUUAUUGGUGAUGAGAUACUGGUCAUUAAUGGUAAGAUUGUGUCGGAGCUUGAUAUGGUGUAUAUAGAGGCCAUGUUACACGAGUCAAUGUCCCUUUGUCUGACCGUGCGGUCACUCCGCACACAGCCACCCCCUACCUCCAUCGCCGUGGAUCCCGCGGACAUUAACCGGAUGGUGUGUCCACCUCCACCCAGCCAGUCACGCAUCAGUGAGAAAAGUCUGGGAAAGCUCACCGUGCCUGCCCCUGUAGCUAACGGUGAUCACAAAAAUAUGUCGUCUCCAAAGCAUGAGUCAAUGCCAAACCUGUCACCGACCCAGAUUGACGCACUUGUAGAGAGUGCUGACCAGGUAACGGCCAUCUGUCGGACAGGAAGUGAUAAUGCCAUGACCAACACCGAUAUUGUCCAUAACUACAAACCUCUAUCUGAGUCCCAGAAACUCCGCAAGGUCAUUAUGGAGCUGAUCGAGACAGAGCGAGCCUAUGUGAAGGAUUUGAACUUCCUGACGGAGCGUUAUUUGGAGCCUCUGAAGCAGGAAACGUUUCUCACCUCUAAUGAGAUCGACCAGCUGUUCGGGAACAUCCAGGAGAUUGUGAUCUUCCAGAGACAGUUCCUGAAGAGUCUGGAGGAGGCCAUGCAGUUAGAGGAUGAAUUCUUCACCACAGAUGAUCCAAAAAAUUACAGGCGGGUAUUGUUCUCCCUGGGAGGCUCCUUCCUGUUCUACGCCAAUCACUUCAAAGUGUACAGUUCAUUUUGUGCCAGUCAUACCCGAUCUCAAAAAAUUCUCAAUCCAGAUGCCAACGAAGCACUGAGAAAGUUCCUCCACAUGAGGAAUCCGAAACAACAGCACUCAUCGACCCUGGAAUCGUACCUUAUCAAACCGAUACAGCGAAUACUGCGAUAUCCACUGUUACUACAGCAACUCUGUAACCUGACCGACCAGGACACCGACGAACAUUAUCAUCUGUCGGAAACACAUGAAUGUAUAGAGCGUUUCCGGACACUGAUUCCUGUGACAGAAGUGCAAGUCCAGGGAGGGAAGGUCUGCGACAUGGACAAACACUACUGGUGGGAGCUUGUCCACUCACGGUCAGACAAGGAGGGACGGCCAGAGAGGAUCUACCAGUUCUGUAACAGUUCGACAGAGGCUAAAUCUGACUUUAUGAAGAUAAUUCGUCAAACAAUACGUGAGAGUGUAAGGAAGAUGACUCUGCCGCAGGGAGGCAACGGGAAGACCAGCAAGAAUUACAUUCCAUAUGGUGGCAAACGUCUGGAGGGUCUGGUCGGGAGCAAUGUGCGCACGCUAAGAAAGAAACAGUCAAACAAGAUCCUGGACGGUGAGAGACAUUCUAUGGAAUUGGAUGGGAAAGUGAACUUGUUAGAAGGUGAUUCUUUUAGGACUCGCAGUAAAACAGUAGGCGAUUUAAAUGUUGACGAUUUGGACACUGAAUCGCAGACUGAGACGUACGUAGCAUACUCCGAGCCACAAAUCUCGGCAGACUCCAAGAGUUCUUGUUCUUCUAAUUCUAAUCUGAGCACAUCUAGUCGUAACAGUGGCUCAGCCAAGCUGACCUUCGCCAGUGCUAACCCAGUCACUCACUCGUCCAGCAGCAUCAGCUGUGACGAUGGUGGCUCCCCUGUAUGGAAACCUAGACAUGAAACUAUUUAUCGACCCAAGUUGUCUCCCCCUAGUUCUUCUGUUAGCAGUAAGGUGAACAGUUACAACAAACAUGUACAAAGUGAUAAAGCGUCUUCAAAUAUUCUGUAUAUAAGUGAUACAAACACUGUGGUCCUCAAACAGGCACCUCAAAGUGGGCUCAAAGACACAGAGUGCUGAUACACAGCUUCAGUGGCACUUUUCAAGGUCAAAGUUCAUGUGUAAAACUUGAAGUUCAACUACUCUACCAUAAAACUUACCUAGAUAUUUUGAAUAAUGUAUGCAAGAUUUAGAUUAAGUACCAGUGGAUAUCUAAUAUAUGGAAGAUUACUUUCAGAUGUGCAUUUAUAAUUAGCGUGCAAUGCUCAAGUUACUGUAUUUAUACAAAUUAUAAGGAAUUACUUUUAACUAUAAUCAGUGAUUGUAAAUGGUUAUAUGUGCAGAGUCUGUGAUUAUACAUACAAGUUUACAAUACUGUUUCACAACUCUGUAUCAUAAUUGUGAUCUGAUUUAACCUCAAAAUGAUAGGCUGAGCCUGAUGUAAGACUCACAGUGAUAGGCUGAGUCUGUUGUAAGCCUCACAGUGAUAGGCUAAGCCUAAUGUAAGCCUUACAGUGAUAGGCUGAACCUGAUGUAAGUCUCACAGUGAUAGUCUGAGCCUGAUGUAAGUCUCAUAGUGAUAGGCUGAACCUGAUGUAAGUCUCACAGUGAUAGGCUGAACCUGAUGUUAGUCUCACAGUGAUAGGCUGAGCCUGUUGUAAGCCUUACAGUGAUAGGCUGAGCCUGUUGUAAGUCUCACAGUGAUAGUCUGAGCCUGAUGUAAGUCUCAUAGUGAUAGGCUGAGCUUGAUGUAAGCCUUACAGUGAUAGGCUGAGCUUGAUGUAAGCCUUACAGUGAUAGACUGAGCUUAAUGUAAGCCUCAAAGUGAUAAGCUCAGCCGAAUGUAAGCCUCAAAGUGAUUGGCCUGUUAACCUCAGCCACAUACCGGAGGUGUAAUUACCAAACUUGUUCAAUCCUCUAUAUUUACAAAUGUUAUUAAUCCUUAUUCUUAUCUGUUUAAGUGGAUUGUUGUAACUGUUCUCAAUAUGCAGAUAUUUGAUAUUAAAGUCGAGAUUAUUUGUACUCUUAAGAAUAACUGAUAGCUAAUCCAGAAAGCUUUCCCAAGCACAAUUCUGUAUCCAAAGAAACCAUUUUUCUGGUGGAUUGCAUAGUAUUUUCAAUGUAUUGGUCUAGUGCUAUUACAAGUGUACUCACCCUUUUACACACUUUCUGGAUUUUAGGUGUUAUGCAAAAUGAAUAUUAAAUCUCAUGUAUUUUAAUCUUGCCUUUUAUUAUAAGAUAUGCCCAAUGUAAGCUUCAAUUGAUAGGAGUUUAUUACAGGCUGUAGAUACUGUAGAUACUCUCAAACAACACAGGGAUUUAACAACAUGGUAAAUAUGGAAGGCAAGUGUUCUUCUAUGAGGUCAACCCACCAAUAUAACUUUCAUAUCAAAAUUACUUUCUUAACAUAAUAUUGUAAUUGGUAGAAGCUUCCCCAAUGGUAUUCCUAUAGACCCAAACAGAGUUGUCUUCCCUUGACGUUUAAUGAAUUGCUUGAGAUCCAAAUAUGGGUUUGACUGAAAUUGACCAACAUUGCAGGCUCCAGCAAAUCUCUCCGAUCAGCUGUUAAUUUUUAUUUACCUGCAGUUGUGGUCAUGUUUGACAGGUUAGAUUUCAAUAAUCAAACUCAGAUGAGUCGUAUUGGCCCAAGUCAUUUACACUGUAGUGGUUAAAAUAUGUGUCCACUCUGUAGUGUGUGAUUUCCUGUAAACAUUGUCAUGUGAAAAUGUGGCUCCAGUCUUGAUUGGCCUGAUUUGUGAGUUGUGUACGUGUAACUGUAACCUCCUGCUGUAUCCUUUGUGAGUCCUCACACUGUUUAUAUAUAUAUGUAUAUGUACAUAUUUAAGAUACUAGUCAGUCCUUAUAUGGAGUUCUGUGUGUAUAUACUGUUAUUAUAUGGAAUUCUAUGUGUGUAUACUGUUAUAUGUAUUGAUAUGUCGUUAUAUGUAUCUGACUGUUUUAAUUGCCCAUUUCAGUGUCUAGUAGGACUUGUGAGGAGAACCAAGAGGUAAUUUAGCACUUGUAUCAAACUUAGCUUCUCAUAAAACAUCCUAGCGAAUCGUGGUAGCUAUUGUACCUAUACAAACUUGCAUCUUGUGUUUUGAUUGUGGCUGUAUAUGUACAUAUAUAUACAUACGACACCUGGGCACACCUGGGCAGGUGUAUGACCCCCCACCUACACCGGGCUACUAUGGAUACUCGUCCUCCCAAUGUGUCCCCCUGUUUUUGGUUUAUUCUGAUCCUGUAGAAACAUUGAUAUGGUGCUGGAACAUGAUGAAGGUGUCUUGCAUGAUAGUGCUAUUUCACUGGUUUGAGUUGUCGCUAUGACAUCCUUUAAGUAAUGUAUUUUGUGAUGAUGAUGUACAUUUUUUGCCAAAGUUAUCUGAAUCUCUAUUUGUUCAAAUUUUUCAGUUUUAUUAAGAAUAUUCUUAUCAUAAAACCUUAGAAUUGAAAAAGACACUCAAGUUGAAAGAGAUAUCACAUUGUUCUGAAAGUAUUCCAAAUUGUGCAUAAUUAUUCACAGAGUUUUAAGGGAUUUUUAAAUAUGAGUAUAGAUUUUUUUCAAGAACUUAAAAAAAAUUGACUGAUUUCUUUUAUAUACUAUUGAAAUGCCAUUUGGAUGAAAUACAAGAAAAGCAAUUAAAGAUAAUUUUCAUUUGAAUGUCUUUUUAACUUCUAAGGUCAGAUAUAAAUGAGAAUAUUAUGAUGUUAUAUAUAAAUACAUGUUAUUAAAGUAGAUAAUCACUGUCAUAUCCCAUAUCUCAUUUACUCAUUUCAUUUCCAGCAUUGCAUGCAUAGGAUGGUAUGGAUGGAGAGUUAGUAGAUAGUGUGGUAUUAAGGUCAGCACUCAGGGGUUGGGUAGAGCAUGAUUUAUACUUCCUAGAAUACUUCUCAAACUUUUAACAUUGAUUUUAUGCCAAUAUAAUUUUACCAUUAAAUAUAUUCUUCCUAAAAUUGACAUUUACUAUUAAACUUCAAUUUCUUUAAUUUUUGUAUUAAAUUUAUGCAAGAGAAGAUUUUUG